This is a messenger RNA of Metarhizium album ARSEF 1941, 1185 nucleotides long. Its product is annotated as NAD(P)-binding domain protein. The transcript has a single exon. The record is from RefSeq and is a predicted model, not a curated record. Bases 1 to 1185 code for a protein of 394 amino acids. Lineage: Eukaryota; Fungi; Ascomycota; Sordariomycetes; Hypocreales; Clavicipitaceae. Gene Ontology annotation, molecular function: oxidoreductase activity.
AUGUCCACAGCGCCGCCCUCGCCAUGGUCCAUAGCCCAAACGGUCCGGCAGUCGCCCCCCAUCGACCUCACCAAGCCCUACGACCCCUCCACGCUCCGUGACAAGACGGUCCUCAUCACCGGCGGCGCCAACGGCCUCGGAGCGCACAUGGCCCGCCGGUGGGCCUCCCACGGCGCACACAUCAUCAUCGGAGACACCGACUCCCGCUCCGGCGAGGCCCUCGUCGCCCAGCUGCGCGCCCUCCACCCGCCGCCCAGCGCCUUCGCCCACGUCCCCUGCGACGUCACCAGCUGGGACGACCAGACGGCCCUCUUCGACGCCGCCGUCCGCCUCUCCCCCAACCACCGCAUCGACGUCGUCGUCCCCAACGCCGGCGUCAUCCGGCCCCGCGACGGCCACGCCUUUGAGAACCCCUCCCUCGUGCGCGGCAAGCUCCCCCCGCCCUCGACCGCCACCAUCGACGUCAACAUCACCGGCGUCAUGUACACCGUCCACCUCGCCCUCCACCACUUCUCCCGCCAGCAGGACCGCGGCUCGCCCGGCACCGCCGCCGCAACAACAACAAACUGCCUCCUGCUCAUCGGCUCCAUCGCCUCCGUCGCCCCGCUAGCCGGCCAGGCGCACUACACCAUGACCAAGCACGCCGUGUGCGGGCUCUUCCGCUCCCUGCGCACCACCUCCUUCGCGCAGCGCGGCAGGCUGCGCGUCAACAUGCUGGCCCCCUACUUUGUCGAGCAGAGCCGCAUGCUGCCCCUCGUCGCCGACGUCGCCUUCCUCGCCGGCACCGCCGGCGGCGCCACCAUCCCCGACGUCGUCGACGCCGCUACCCGCCUCGUCGCAGACGAGUCCAUCUCCGGCCGCUCGCUGGCCGUGGGCCCGCCGCUGAGGGACGCCCCGGACGGGGAAAUCCCCGUCGCCGAGCACGAAGGCGGCGGAAGGGGCCGCGCAGCCUGGGAGAUGUACGCCCACGACUACCGCGAGGUCGACGCCUUUACCUUUCGCUACGUCCACAUGAUGAACCGAGUCACUCAGCUUCGCGGCCUCGUAGCCCUCUUCCUGGACGUUGUCUCCAAGAUACUCCGGGCACUGACGCGGAGGGGGACCGUCACAGGAGAGCCCGGGCAACAGGGGAAACGAAACGAAACGAGACCCGAGGACGAACACGCAAAGCAGCCAGUCAGAUAG